Mauremys mutica (yellowpond turtle) is the source of this 3843-nucleotide messenger RNA. RefSeq names its product NGFI-A binding protein 1 (gene NAB1). Bases 59 to 1753 code for a protein of 564 amino acids. The record is from RefSeq and is a predicted model, not a curated record. Gene Ontology annotation, biological process: negative regulation of DNA-templated transcription. The transcript has 8 exons. Lineage: Eukaryota; Metazoa; Chordata; Testudines; Geoemydidae. Gene Ontology annotation, cellular component: nucleus. Gene Ontology annotation, molecular function: transcription coregulator activity; transcription factor binding.
CGCCCAGCCCCGGCCAGGGAAGAGGUGGAGGGGCCCGGCUCCCCCACCCGCCCCGUCCAUGGGAGAGGCGGAGUCUGGGCUGGCAGCGCGCAGGCAGCGGGGGUCCUUGGCAGCAACUUCGGGGCUGAGUCUGCAGCGGCGGGGCAGGACGGAGGAAACUCCCAGGCGGCCGGCGGCGGCGGCGGCAGCAGCAGCAGCAGCAGCAUCCUCCUCCUGCGAAGUUCUAUCAUCUGUGAUGGCGUCAGCUUUACCCAGAACCCUUGGGGAGUUGCAACUCUAUCGAAUAUUACAAAAAGCAAAUCUCUUAUUCUACUUUGAUGCCUUCAUUCAGCAGGGAGGUGAUGAUGUACAGCAGCUAUGUGAAGCAGGCGAAGAGGAGUUCUUGGAGAUAAUGGCUCUUGUAGGCAUGGCUAGCAAGCCUCUUCAUGUCCGAAGACUGCAAAAGGCUUUGAGGGACUGGGUCACAAAUCCUGGUCUUUUUAAUCAGCCUCUCACUUCCUUACCAGUCAGUAGCAUUCCAAUCUAUAAAUUACCAGAAGGGUCCCCUGCUUGGCUGGGAAUAUCCUGCCCUAGUUAUGAAAGGAAUAGUAAUACCAGGGAGCCUCACUUGAAGAUUCCAAAAUGUGUUGCCACCACAUGCGUGCAAAGUGUGGGUGCGGGCAAAUCUGAUGUGGUAGGAAACUUACCGCUGCAGAGUGGCAAUGAACCAAGACUCUGGCAAGGUCACCACACUACAGAGAGCGAACACAGCCUUUCCCCUGCUGACCUCGGCUCUCCAGCUUCACCAAAGGAAAACACUGAGACCCUAGAUGCUGCGGCUGCUCUGUCAGUUGCCGAAUGCGUGGAACGUAUGGUUCCCUCCCUGCCCAAAAGUGACUUGAAUGAAGUAAAGGAGUUACUGAAAACAAACAAGAAGCUGGCAAAGAUGAUUGGUCACAUUUUUGAGAUGAACGACGAGGACCCUCGCAAAGAGGAGGAGAUUAGGAAAUACAGUGCAAUAUAUGGCAGAUUUGACUCGAAAAGAAAGGAUGGCAAACAUCUCACGCUCCACGAGCUAACAGUUAAUGAAGCAGCCGCUCAGCUGUGUGUAAAAGAUAAUGCAUUGUUAACCAGGAGAGAUGAACUCUUUGCGCUGGCUCGGCAGAUCUCUCGAGAAGUUACAUACAAGUACACUUACAGGACCACCAAAUCUAAAUGUGGAGAUAGAGAUGAACUGUCACCGAAGAGAAUUAAGCUAGAGGAUGGUUUUCCUGAUUUCCAGGACACAGUCCAGACACUUUAUCAACAAGAGAAAGUACCACUUGCCUUGGCCAAAGGCAAAAGUGAAGAUUUGGCAGCUCUUAAUUCCCAGUCUGAAAAGGUGAUGGCAAAACAGAUGGAGUUUCUUUGUAACCAAGCAGGGUUAGAGAGACUGCAACACUCAGAGAGACGCCUUUCCACAGGGUACUACAGACAAAGCUCAGAAGAGCACAGCCCCAAUGGCAUGACGUUUGAUAAUGCGGAUGGACAAGGUGAGAGGCCCCUGAAUCUCCGAAUGUCAAACCUGCAAAAUAGACAGUUGCAACACAUUUCGCUAGAUGGAGAGCAGCACGUAGGAAAACCUCUGUGCAGUGACCUGAUCCGACUUUACUCCAGUGGUGACGCAAAGUCUCAGCCCUCAGAAGGCCUUGGUAUUUUAAAAGACUUUCCUCAUUCAGCUUUUAACAACAUAGAAAGGAAGGUCAUAAAAACAGAACCUGAAGAUACAAGAUAGUCAUCCUACUCUGGAAAAUUGCAUCAGAAUAAAGAAUAAAUCUUUAGAAGAAAAACAAAUAAGCCUUAAUAACCAGUGUUGCCUCAUUCAAAUAAGAGAUUUCAUAGCCAAAGCCUAAGAACUGGUACAGUAGUCUGUGGAGACUGAAAAACAAGAGACACUGCAAUCUAAAACAGUAAUACAGGUGGAUACACAUUCCUGUAAUGUGGUUUUAUAAUGUGGAAAGGUUCACAAAUUAAUAUUGUGAGCCUCCUUUAUUUAAGAAUGUAUUAUGUAUUUGUAUAACUUAUCAAAGUAAAUCUAGAUGUUGGGACACGUAUUGAGUCCAGUAGAUGUGGCUACAGUUCAUUUUACUUGAAAUUUCAGUGUCUACUUUAAAUGUAUCUAGCAUAGAUAUGAUUGUUAUACAUUUGAGUUAAAAAUCCUUGGAGAAAGUGUAAGAAAAACCUAGAGUGAUACAACUAACAGCAAGUUUGCAAUGGUAUUUGUAGGAAAAAAAUAGCAAAUACAUAAAAUAUUUAAUGGUUUAAAAUGUUACGUGGAUAUAGCAUUUGAUAAACCUGAUCCUGUAUUAUAGCAGACACAUUUGACACUUAUUAAUGUUAUUUUAAUGGUUUCAGCAGCCUAUAUGUAAUACAUUUACAGUAUAUACCUAUCCACUACAUGGAAAUGGUGAAUAGGAAAAUAUCAGCCAGAAUAUGGGAGCAUCCUACUUAUUGGCUCCAAUUUCAUCAGACAGAACAAUCAUUUCAGAUACUGUGUAGCUAAACCAGGGCUCGUAUGCUCUCAUUUGGGAGGGAACUCAGAACACUAGACAUUAUGGACAGGAUGGAAAAAGUUGUGCUUCAGACACUUAGAACAUUUUGGAAUUCUCUGUGGAUGUUAAAGACAAAAUGAAUCAUAAGUGUGGCAAAGAUGGAAAAUGCAGGAUUCAUGCAUCAGUAUUGAAAAGGUUAUAUUCAAUAUCCAGGAACAAUAAAACAACAGAGAAGAGGGGGAAGGGGAUACAUUACUGGUAAAUGACCCAUUACGAGGUGCUUCCCAACCCACAUGAUUCUCUGAGUAUACCAUAUACUGCAUACAGUAUGCCAAUAUGUUCCCUUGUGUAUGUUAGUUAACAUCUGUAUUCGUUAUUUAUUUGACUAUUUUUUGUAUGUUUUUCAUUUUCGCAGAUGCCAUUUUGUCUAAAAACAAGGAAUUAGCUUAUAACUUAGGGAAUUUGGUAUUUAAUGUGGUGUGUGGGUGUGUGUGUGUAUACAUCCAUAAUGUCAGUGUAACUCCUAUUGUAUAGUUGCAUCUCUGCAGUCAAAAUAGCUAUACACCUUAGUUUUGAAUAUAAUUUUUACCCACAGUGCUCUCUGAGGCGGGGAAGUGAGUCAACAAGUAAUGGAUAAGCUUCCACAGUGAGGUGUGCACUUCAUCUGCAGUUUUGCUGUGUCCUAGAUAUGUAAUGAUUAUUCAAUCAUAAUGUAUGUCGUACUGAAAUUGUCAACAAAAUGUGAGCUGGAAUGUCUACACUGCAGUCUCUGAUCACUGUAAACCUGUUUAAUUAUUUUAUCACUUUUGAUUUGUGGAACAAAGCUUUAUGGUAGAAACACCAGUAAACACCUUUUUAUACUAUUAAAACGUUUGUUUUUAUUUUAAAUGUUUCUUGAAUUGUAUUGUACUGUCUCACUCCAGAAGAAACUUACUUUGAAUGGAAUUUGCAACUUCAUUGCUAGAAAUAAGCAGUUGAAUGUAUUGUUAUAUUUGCUCCUUUAUGUUGUGAGAGAUAAUAGAAUGGGUAGUAAGUAUAUUUCUUCAGUUUGUAAUGUCAGUCAUAGCACUGGUUUGUAUCUGGGUAGUUCUGUGUACAGUAUUACAGUUUGGAAGCUUGUAAAGGCUUGAAUUGUACAAGUUUAGUAAUAGAAUUUAACAAGCAAGUUUUUAAAGAAGCAGGAAACUUCCUUCUGAUUUGUGUUUUUUUUUUUUUGUUGUUUUUUGUUUUUGGUUUGGUCAACAUCUAGCAUGCCCAAAAUCUGUGCUGGACCACACAAAGUUCUUAAAUAUAUUAAGAGUUUACUGGUCUGGUUUACCGUGGGGGAGGGGAA